CAACAUUAACUUUUGUCAAGAGAAAGGAGGCUAUCAUCAUUCAAUACUCAGAGUUGCUAUACUGUGGCAGGAUUUCACUGUUUGGCAAGGGUACCUGGGCAGUGCCAGGGGCCGUCGUGCUAGUACCGCCCAGCCCGGCGUGCAAAGCUGUCAGCACUAGACGUUCACAGAAUGAUCUCCGAACCAUAAUAAAUGAUUGGACAUCCCUCCUAUCUCAACAACGGGGGUGCCCAACCGCAUCUUUUUAUUCUCUCAUGCUCGUUAUCCACCGAGCCACAUCGGGGGCACUCGGGGGCACCUGCAUGAGUUUGGAAUCAACUACACCCGCUACAACCGCUGCAUACGCUUCGGGCAGUUCGGAACCCGUCCGGUCUCCGCCUGAAAGCCACCAAUCAUCAGCAUCAUGGCUUCAAUGAGGGCAUCCCUCGUAUUUCUAUGCCUGGUUGCGCUCACAUGCGCGCCGCACGCCGUCCUUGGCACGCCAAGCCGAAAGACAGACCCACAGGCGAGCCCUCACACCCCCAUCAACAAGCGCACGGCGCAGGAGGUCAUCGACAAGCUGGGCCUAAUUCCGAACGAGGAGAAGGGAUACUACAUCCAGACCUUCGAGGACCCUUUCGUCAUCACCAGCCUGAAUCGCUCCGCCAGCACGGCCAUCUACUACCUGCUCGAAGGCGCCGCGGGCGACUCGGUCUGGCACCGCGUCGACGCCGCCGAGGUCUGGCACUACUACGCCGGGGCGCCGCUCGUGCUCUCGCUGUCGUAUGACGACGGCCAGCCGCUGCGGCGGCGGAUGCUCGGCCCGGACGUGUUUGAUGCGGACCAGGCGCCGCAGGUCGCGAUCCAGAGGGGCGAGUGGCAGUCGGCGAGGAGCCUGGGGGAGUGGACGCUUGUUGGGACCACAGUUGCUCCUGGGUUCAUACCGACAGGAGUUGAGCUUGCUGAGCCUGGGUGGACCCCAAACGCAUCAUGAGAACCCAUUGGCUUUUGCACCGAGUCUCCCACCUCGAAUCUCCUGUGUUGGCUUCGGAAGUGCAAAACUGCAACUUUAAGGCUGCGCAGAUGGGCCGGUAUUGGGCUUUUCAGGAUCGGGAACUUCAU
Messenger RNA from Diaporthe batatas, 1101 nucleotides. RefSeq lists its product as uncharacterized. Bases 404 to 973 code for a protein of 189 amino acids. Lineage: Eukaryota; Fungi; Ascomycota; Sordariomycetes; Diaporthales; Diaporthaceae. The transcript has 3 exons. Gene Ontology annotation, cellular component: intracellular anatomical structure. The record is from RefSeq and is a predicted model, not a curated record.